This is a messenger RNA of Amphibalanus amphitrite, 2407 nucleotides long. Its product is annotated as cholinesterase 1-like. The record is from RefSeq and is a predicted model, not a curated record. NCBI's taxonomy places the organism in Eukaryota, Metazoa, Arthropoda, Thecostraca, Balanomorpha, Balanidae. Bases 163 to 2025 code for a protein of 620 amino acids. The transcript is spliced from 11 exons.
AUUACUGCAGAGGGGACCGGGCCGUCACCGGCAGCCGGCAGUGGGACAGGUGUGUCGGCGAGGACCGGGCGGCCGGAGCGCCGGCUCCGACAGCGUGCAGUGGGAGGGCGCUGGGAGACGAGCCAGUGACCCAGUGAUGGUCCCCGCGCCACCGAGACGCCCAUGAGCGGCCGACGGUGGUCCCUGGCCGCCGCGCUGGCGGUCUCUGCCUGGGCAAUCGUCUCCGGACAGGGGUUUGACACGCCCGUCAUCAACAUCCGACAGGGCGGCCUGCGAGGGGUCCGUGAGUACGUUGAGUCGGCCCAGCGGUCCGUAUACUCGUACAGAGGUAUCCCGUACGCUCUGCCGCCCAUCGGCUACCUGAGGUUCAGGCCGCCGGAGCGCCACCCGGGCUGGAACCGGACCCAGCUAUUCGACCGGUACGGACCGGCCUGUCCUCAGCUGGACAACCAGGGUCGGCCCGAGACGGCCACCAGCGAGGACUGUCUCACUCUCAACGUCUGGAUACCGCAGGCACCGGUCAGCUACCGCACAUUUCCCGUGUUUAUCUUCCUGGACGGUGAGUUGUUCUGGAGACAGCGGUCCUCCAAGUUCCCGAUGAAGGAUCUGGCUGCUCAGGACAUCAUCGCCGUCUCCAUCAAUUAUCGCACCAAUGUCUUCGGGUUUAUGACUCUCCGUACCCGCGACACGCCCGGUAACCUGGGCCUGUGGGACCAGCGGCUGGCGCUCGCCUGGGUGCAAGAGAACAUCGCGGCGUUCGGCGGCGCGCCGCACCGCGUCACGCUGGCCGGCCACUCGGCCGGCGCCGCCUCGGUCGGCCUGCACAUGGUGUCGCCGCUCUCGCAGGGCCUGUUCCAGCAGACGGUGAUGAUGUCCGGGUCGCCGCUGGCACCCUGGGCACACAUGAGCGGCCGCGAGGCGCAGCGGCUCGGCCAGGAGCUGGCCGACAUCAUGGGCUGUCGGGACCGGCAGAGUGCCGCGCGCCAGCUGCACUGCCUGCAGAGCCGGGACUAUGUGCGACUGCUGCGGGCCGCCCAGCGGCUGUUAGAGUCCCAGAGCCGGUUUUUCCCGGUGUUUGCGCCGGUGACCGACUCGUACCUGCCUCCCGGUGAUCGGUUCAUCCCCGAGGACCCGGAGAGGCUGCUGCGGCUCAGUAACUACGCCAAAGUGCCGCUGCUGGCCGGCGCCGACCACGACGACGGCAUCAUCAUGCUCUACCAGUACCCGGGCACGGACCGCCUGACGUUUUCGAACCUGUCGCUGGCGCUGCGCCGGGUGGUGGUGCCCCGCCUGCUCGACCAGCACGGCCUGCACUACCAGCGGCCGCUGCUGGAGCGCGUGGUCGGCUACCAGUACCUGGACUCGGUGCCUGCCGGCAGCCAGCAGCUGCUGCUCGCCAGCUUCGUCAAGAUGUUCGGCGACGCGUAUUUCAUCGCUCCUCUGUACGGCUUUUUGGAGGGCUACGCCCGCGCCGGUGGAGAGGCCUACGCGUACAGUUUCACAGAGCGUGGACCGGAUAUCUACGGCAACGUCGUCACCUACCAGGGCGCCGGUCAUGGCUCCGAGCUUCUGUACCUUCUCGGGCCGACCAUGUUCCGUCUUCUGGUGGGAAAUGCGUUCGGCCGACCACAGCAGCGUCUCGCCAUUCAGCUGCGCGGAUACUGGACGGCCUUCAUCCGAGACGGCCACCCGCAGCGGGGCAGCUUCGGCGAGCGGUGGCGGCGCUUCUCACUGGAUGACCCGACCUUCUACAACCUGGUGGGUGACGUCAUCGAGGUGGGCUACCGGCGCGACGACGCCGGCUUCUGGAACACGUUCCUGCCGUUCGUGGAGGGCGGCGGCUCCACCGUGGACCCGGAGCUGUCCACCACCGCCCAGCCGCUCGUGUACGAGUCGCGUCCGUACCAGGUCGUGAUGUGGGUGCUGGUGGCCGUCAUCAUUCUGAUUCUGAUCGGCCUAGUGGCCGCCCUGCUCAUCACACGCCGGUGGAAACGCUCGCAGGCCUCCGACCUGUCGUUCCGGUAGCGCGACGGCAGACCCAUCUGCUGGCCAAGACGGGAACUACAGACGCAAGCUGUGAAAGCGAACAGUUGGUUGAACUGUUCUUUGCGGAACGUCACAAUUAAACAUGUGUCAUAUUUUGUGUUGAUAGUCGCGUAGCUGUAACGACCUUUGAGCUAGACAGUCGGCUUGACAUCUUACUUGCGUUGCUCUGCUGUGUUGGGUCGUACGUCGUAACGCGAAUAGUGAGCUUGCCAAAGAUCGAUUUCGCACGCCAUAGCCUUAUUAUUGUCUGCGACCACACGGAAUGGUCGCCAGUUGAUGUACUACGUAUAUGUAGGAUAAGUGUGUUAUUGUGCAUUCUUCAGCCAUAUGCGCCGUCCAAUAACAUUCCAGACAUCACCGA